CUCUCUGCGGUGCAAACGCGCACCUCAGAGGAUCUUAACUCGAGUUAAUGCGAAGGAGUCAAUACCAUCGCUCUCAUCUCAUAUUUAGAUUCCUGCAUCGACGGCCGGACCUGGUCACUGAUAGCCUGUGAGAGAAAUCAGAUCUAGCUCUCUCUUCCUUUGCUCCCAGUUCGAACUAGUCUAGGAAGAAGAUGGUGAUGAUAUUGAGCGCCUUCGCCUCCAGAUUUGGCGAACUCCUCUUUGAUUUGGCGAAGGAAGAGGUUGAAAUGCUCUGGGGUGUGCAUGGCGAGAUCAAAAAGCUCCAGAACAAGCUCCGUAUGAUCAGCGAAGUCCUUGUCGAUGCCGAGAGGAGGAGGAUCAAUGACAGGGCGAUUGAUUACUGGCUCAAGCAGCUUGAGGAUAUUAUGUACGAUGCCGAUGACAUCCUCGACCGUUGUCGCAUCGAGGCCGACAAGCGUAGCGAAGGAUCUUCCUCCACUUCUUCGGUACGCUUCUCCUUUCCCUUUCUCUCUAGCAUCCGAAAGCUUCCAGUUGAUCAUGAGAUUGGCACGAAAAUUAGAGAACUCAAUCAGAAGCUUGAAGAGAUUUGGAAGUGGAGGUCCGAAUUCAAUCUCGAACUCACUUCCCCUGACAUGCAGCAAGUGACAUCUCCAAUUUGUCGCAAGACAUCUCCGGUAGUUGAGAUUGACAUUGUAGGAUCUAGAAUCGAAGAGGACACUCAGAGCUUGGUUGAUUUGCUAAUUAAGGAUGACAGCCGGAAAAACAUUCUUGUUUUUGCCAUUGUUGGUGCAGGGGGGAUUGGCAAGACUACACUUGCUCAAAGGAUAUAUAAUGAUCAGAGGAUUCAGGAGAAGUUCUCAGUGAAGAAGUGGGUGUGCGUAUCGCGAGAGUUUGAUGAGAUAAAGUUGCUGAAAGAUAUCUUGGAUGGUGACGAGAAUGAUCGUGCCCGGGAUCAGAGUAGGUCCUCGCUUGAUCCCAGAGUCCAGAGCAAUCUUCGGGGUAAGAAGUUGUUUCUUGUUCUUGACGAUGUUUGGACGGCAAACGUUUGGUGCGACUUGUUACGUAACACAUUAUAUGGUUGUGCUGCUGGCAGUAGGGUCCUUGUCACUACAAGAAAUGAACGGAUCGCGAUGCAGAUGAUGGCAGUGAACACCCAUCACGUGGACAAGCUAUCUUUAGGAGAUGGUUGGUCAUUGCUUUGCAAGAAGGUGGUCUUGACAGGUGAGGAGGGAGAGAUCCAGCAUCUAAAAGACAUAGGGAUGGAGAUUGUUAAGAAAUGUGAUGGCCUUCCUCUAGCCAUUAAAGUGGUUGCAGGGGUGCUAUGCGCCAAGGAGAAGACCAGGCGAGCUUGGAAUAGAGUUCUUGAAAGCACCGCAUGGUCCACAUCUGGGCUUCCUGAGGAGGUUAUGGGAGCAUUGUAUUUGAGUUACGAAGACCUACCAAGCUAUUUGAAACAAUGUUUUGUAUACUGCUCAUUAUUUCCCGAAGACCAUCAAAUUGAAAUGGAUUAUAUUACUAAACUUUGGAUUGCUGAGGGAUUUGUGAAAGCUGAGGGGAGUUCGACAAUGGAAGAGACAGCAAAAGAGUACUACAGAGAGUUGACUAUGCGAAAUCUUCUGCAGGCAAAUUUCCGGGUGCAUGACCUCUUGCACUGUCUGGCUCGGCAUAUGGCACGAGAUGAGAGCUUAGUUCUCACGAACAUGCACAAAGUAGGCGGCAGUGAUGAGCUGAUGAAGCUGCGCCGGGCAUUUGUGCCACGCUAUAAAAUUACAGACAAUGAAAUAACAGAAAUCUAUGACGUCCUUAUAAAACAUGACUCGCUGAGGACUCUAUUGUGGCAUGCGAGCUUGAUGUCUGAGACUCGGAUGGAUGUUGUUUUUGAUAAACUUUCUCGUUUAAGAGUGCUGGAUUUGUCAUUCACGGAAAUUGAAAGAUUGCCAGACUCUUUGGGAAACCUUAUAUAUCUGAGGUACCUAAAUAUCUCAUGUUCUAAGAUCAGCGUGAUACCAGAAAGCAUAGGGAAUCUCAGAAAUCUACGGUUCUUGGAAAUGCGGGAAUGUCAGCACAUUUCUCGCCUUCCCAACGGUAUCGUGAAUUUGCACAACCUAAGGAGUCUUACAGUUAAUUCUAUGAAGGGGGUUGGGAUGCCGGCAGGGCUGGGAAGGCUUCAAAAUCUUCAUACUCUGAGGGAAUUUAAUCCGCCGAGCAACCGUGCAGAGGGAUGGUGCACGAUUGAAGAAUUGAGAUCCCUCUCGUGUCUCACGGAUCUCUCAAUCGGUAAGCUGGAGCGUAUAUCCAGCAGCUCCGAGGCAAGAGCAGCCGAACUUAGAAACAAGCCCAAGCUUGGGUCGCUCCGAUUAAGUUGCAGCUACGACCUUCGGCCCAGCGAGGAGGAGAUGAAGAGAAUCGAGGUGGUGUUUGAAGCGCUCCACCCUCCACCUUGUCUAGAAGAACUAGAGAUCAGUGAUUACUUCGGCCAUGAGUUCCCAAAGUGGAUGGCAGAGACAUCUCCAUCAGCAUCAAUUCUUUUUCCAAAUUUGAGGCAUCUAUCUCUACUCCAUUGCGGGUACCAUGAGCGGCUUCCACCUUGCGGGCUGCUCCCUAAUCUAGAACAUCUUGCCAUCUGGGGUGCUGCGUCAGUCAUAGACGUUGGACCUGAAUUUUUGGUUGGUACUAAUAGCAGUACUAGUAGUGCCGACAGCAGAAUGGGAGUAGAUACCUCCAAGUAUGCAUUCCCCAGGCUGGAGACACUGGUGUUUCGUUGUUUGCCUAAUUGGCAGGACUGGCAUUGGGAUAAAGGAACAAAAGCAAUGCCAUGUCUGAACUACCUGUGGCUUGAUGACUGCCCCAAGUUGAUGUCUCUUCCCGAGGGUCUCCUGCUCCAUGCAACCUCCCUGACAAAAUUGGACAUCAGCUUUGCCACCAGCCUAACAACAAUUGAGAACCUCCUUUCACUCAAAGAAUUGAUUAUAACCGUUGCUCCCAAGCUGGAGAAACUUUCAGACCUCCCUGCGCUCACAAUCCUCCAGGUUGCAUACUGCCCAGAAUUGCGAGUGGUGGAGAAUCUUCAAUCUUUAAAAAGAAUGAAACUGAUCAAUUACGACAUGAAAUCACUCCCAUCAUACUUGCUGAAAGGAGUGCAAACAGGUAUAAAGAAAAGGAAAAGAGUAGAGAUAGCACAUCUGGAGAAGCUGGAGAUCAUGUGCAGCUCAGAACUGGCAAGAAAUAUUUGCCACAGGGCCAGCUCAGAGUGGCCAAAAAUCCAAGACAUCCAGCAGGUGCAUGUAUCCUCUGAGGAUGGACCUGUGCUUGUCUACAACAAGUCCCCCUUCAGCUUCACAACAGAGUUCGAGGACACCAGCAGCAGUAGCAGUUCCGGGAUGCCCUCAAGUAGCAGUGGCAUUAAUCCCUGAUCCGUGCCUCGUCCAUACUCCCUGUCAACCAUGGUUAUAGUUCUUUCCAGGGAUGCAGACUGGCUUGGGCCUAUAUUGUUUAAUGGUUCAUACAAUUGCACUUAGUGGUACAGUUUCAAAGCAUCUCCUUACCCUGGACAAGACUCUUUAUGGUGUGUUGUCAUCCUUGGUGAUAUGGAAAAGGCAGAAGCUGAUGGUGCAAAUGAAUACAACAAGUUUCUGCCAGGCUCCCUCAACACUAGUUACCAGCUAAUCAAGGACCUGAAUAACAUGGAUAUGGUUAUCCAUAUUGGAGAUAUAUGCUAUGCAAAUGGAUACAUAUCACAGUUGGAUUAGUAUGCAUAACAAAAGGAACCCACUGCUUCAGCUAUGCCCUAUAUGAUUGGAAGUGGUAAUCAUGAGCAUGAUUAAUUGGCCUGGAACAGGAUCCUUCUAUGACAAAAAGGAUUCAGGUGGAGAAUGUGGCGUAUUAGCUGAAACCAUGUUUUAUGUUCCUGCAAAGAACAGGGCAAAAUUCUGGUAGUCGACAGAUUAUGUAUGUUUCGCUUCUAUACAGCUGACACCGACCAUGACUAGAGACCGGGGACUGAGCAGUAUAAAUUCAUCGAGCACUGCCUACCAUCAGUUGAUAGACAAAAGCAGCUAUGGUUGAUCUUCCUUUCUCAUUGGGUUGUUGGUUAUUCCUCUGGAGCGUACUAUGGUCUAGAAGGAUCCUUUGAGGAGCCAAUGGGAAGAGAUUUGCUUUCAAGAGCUAUGGUAGAAGUAAAUGGUUGACAUUGCCUUUUGUGUUCAACUGUGAAAGAACAUGUCCAAUUUUCCAGCAUACUUGCGUGUGGAACGCAUCACACCAUUAUAUCAUGGUCCAUUUGCAGAAACCACCCAUGUAGUUGUUGGAGGUGGAGGUGCCAGCCUUCCCACUUUCUCCAAGGUUCAGACAAUGUAGAGUUAUUUUCAAGAAUUUGGAUUUGUGAAACUCACUGCUUUCAACAAUUCUUCACCGGUGUUUGAGUACAAGAAAAGCAGUGAUGGUAGGGUCUAUCUCACGUGAUUAUCGUGACAUCUUAGUUUUUGCCGUUGACAGUUGCUCGAGAGCUACAUUGGCUACUUGAGCCUGCCUAUGAAAUGUAUUAGUAAAUGUAUCCCUUAGAAGGGAGGGUUGUCAUCACAAUGAAAUGUAUUAGUAAAUGUAUCCCUUAGAAGGGAGGGUUGUCAUGUGAUGACAAGAUCCUGCUUAAGGAUGAUAUGCUAUCUCAAUGCUCGCAAAACUGCUAAUAGAUCAUAUACUGCUAGUGCUAAAAUGUGUUAAAUUCCCACCAA
Elaeis guineensis (African oil palm) is the source of this 4730-nucleotide messenger RNA. Its product is annotated as putative disease resistance protein RGA3. Lineage: Eukaryota; Viridiplantae; Streptophyta; Magnoliopsida; Arecales; Arecaceae. The record is from RefSeq and is a predicted model, not a curated record. Gene Ontology annotation, molecular function: ADP binding.